Molecule: messenger RNA, 2692 nt
Organism: Callorhinus ursinus (northern fur seal)
Lineage: Eukaryota; Metazoa; Chordata; Mammalia; Carnivora; Otariidae
Gene: IPPK
Product: inositol-pentakisphosphate 2-kinase
Biological process (GO): inositol phosphate biosynthetic process
Cellular component (GO): nucleus
Molecular function (GO): ATP binding; inositol-1,3,4,5,6-pentakisphosphate 2-kinase activity
Source: RefSeq, a predicted model, not a curated record
AGUCGGGGCGGCAGGGUGGAGUGGAGGCCGUGGCUGACAGGCGCUCCUCCCCCGACGGCGGCGGCUGGUGCCCCGGCGGACCGGCGGCCCCCAGCUCGCGGCCGCGAGAGGCGCCAGGGCCGCACCGGGGGAUGGACGAGGGGAAGAUGGACGAGAAUGAAUGGGGGUACCACGGCGAAGGCAACAAGAGCCUGGUGGUGGCCCACGCGCAGCGUUGUGUGGUGCUGCGUUUCCUGAAGUUCCCUCCAAGCAGGAAGAAGACCUCAGAAGAAAUAUUUCAGCACCUACAGAACAUAGUGGACUUCAGCAAAAAUGUCAUGAAAGAGUUUUUGGGGGAGAACUCUGUCCAUUGUGGGGAAGUGGUUCAACUGCCUUUAGAUUUCGUGAAACAGCUUUGUUUAAAGAUACAGUCCGAAAGACCAGAAUCUCGCUGUGACAAGGACCUGGACACUUUCAGUGGCUAUGCCCUGUGCCUUCCCAAUUUAGCCAGACUUCAGACCUACCGUUUUGCAGAGCACCGGCCGAUUCUGUGUGUAGAGAUCAAGCCCAAAUGCGGGUUUAUUCCUUUCUCCGGCGAUGUGACGCACGAGGUGAAGCGCAGGGUGUGUCGCUACUGCAUGCACCAGCAGCUCAAGGUGGCAACCGGGAAGUGGAAGCAGAUAAGUAAAUACUGUCCCCUCGACCUCUACUCAGGAAAUAAGCAGAGAAUGCACUUUGCCUUGAAGAGCUUGUUACAGGAAGCUCAGAACAACUUAAAGAUAUUUAAGAACGGUGAGCUGAUCUACGGCUGCACAGAUGCUCGCAGCCCCGUGGCUGACUGGAACGAGCUUGCACACCACCUGAAGCCCUUCUUCUUCCCUUCCAACGGCCUGGCCGGCGGGCCCCACUGCACAAGGGCUGUGAUCCGGGAGCUGGUGCGGGUCAUCACGCGGGUGCUGCUGAGCGGCUCGGACAAGGGCUGGGCAGGUGCCCUGAGGUGGGGGCCUGGGCCACGGGGCCCUCGUGUCUGUGAGGCCAGCCCUUUCGGCAGGAGCCUGCACCGCCAAGGAAAAAACAGCCCGGAGUGCUCGGGGUUACCGAAGGGCUGUCUUCUGUACAAAACCCUCCAGGUGCAGAUGUUGGACCUGCUGGACAUCGAAGGCCUCUACCCUCUGUACCGGCGGGUUGAGCGGUACCUGGAGGAGUUUCCUGAGGAGAGAAAAACGUUGCAAAUAGACGGGCCUUAUGAUGAAGCGUUUUAUCAGAAGCUACUUGAUCUUUCCACUGAGGACGAUGGGACGGUGGCCUUUGCACUGACGAAGGUUCAGCAGUACCGGGUGGCCAUGACUGCGAAGGACUGCUCCAUCAUGAUCGCGCUCUCCCCCUGCCUGCAGGACUCGAGCUCCGAUCAAAGGCCUGUCGUCCCUUCGUCGAGAUCCAGGUUUGCUUUCUCCGUGUCUGUGCUGGACCUCGACCUCAAGCCGUAUGAGAGCAUUCCUCACCAGUACAAACUGGACGGCAAGAUAGUCAACUUCUAUUCAAAGACUGUACACGCCAAAGACGCAGCUGUGAUGUCGACCAGGUUCAAGGAGAGUGAGGACUGCACGUUAGUUCUCCAUAAGGUCUAGGCGCUUCCUGCGGGGUCUUUGAAACUUGAACACAGAAUGUGAAGGUUGAAUGAGAGAGCUCUUUUCUGUUGUGUUGGGUGACCUUUGGCUGUGAAUGUUUUUGCUUUUUAACCCGUGUUCAGGUGGGGCUGCAUCUGGGUGACCCCGAAUGGAAGGCCACCAGAAACACCUUCGAGGACGAGGAGCGCUGGGCGUGAGUGCUGCUGUGUGUGGUGUCCCCACACCUUCCGCUCUGGGCCGCGCCUCCUCCCCACCCAGGGCUCAUGUCUAAUCUCUGACGUAAAAGCCUUAAGACCCAAGGUUUGGAUCUCCUACCACCAGACUCUAACAUAGAAAACUUGAAUUGUCGCGUACAUCUUACAGUUUGGACUUGAAGGAAAACAUGGAUACUACUGGAACUUUCCCAGCUGAGUUAUGUGGUCACUUUUUCCGUGCGAGCCACCAGGCAGCACAGGUUUAGUGGGCUCUCUGCUGCAGAGAGCGAUGGGUGGCUGGUGCGGAUGUGGGUCCUGAGCUGCGUGGACUCGGGGUCUCUGUGGAGGUGCCACGGCCACCGCUCUGCACAGGGUCAUCAGGGAGCACGGGACUCAGGUCAGGGGUGGACACCACUCACUCGAGUGCUGACUUUCUUUUUAGCUGAAUGAUUUUAUCUUUGACUUUAGGGGAGACGAGGCGUUCCUUGCCACGUGCAGUUGCUGCUGCGGAGCUGGUGUCAGGGCGGCCGUGCGCCAGGCAUUCUGGGUGUGUGUUUGGGGAAGGCGCCAGCGUGGCGUGCUCCCACAGGAUGAGCGACUUCUGGCUGGCACCAAGAGGGUUCUCGUUGGGGUCACCGUAGGUGUGCCCAGCUGCUAAGAAAACUGUGGGGAAUCUUGGCUUCAGUUUUUUAUUCUAUGGUAGGUUGUACAGAUUAUUUAUAUCAUUGUUUUGAGGGACUAAUGAAGGUUUAUUGUAACAUAAGAUUAUAAUAGCAAAACCACGAAAUUGUAUGAAAAUGCUACGUGAAAAAUAAGAAUAUUUUGCUGAUUGAUUGUAAAUUUUUGUGGGGAAUUUUGUGAUAACUUGAGAAUUAUACUUGUUUGAAUCAA